This is a messenger RNA of Solenopsis invicta (red fire ant), 4841 nucleotides long. RefSeq names its product pupal cuticle protein 20. Gene Ontology annotation, cellular component: chitin-based extracellular matrix. Lineage: Eukaryota; Metazoa; Arthropoda; Insecta; Hymenoptera; Formicidae. The transcript is spliced from 9 exons. Bases 3956 to 4708 code for a protein of 250 amino acids. The record is from RefSeq and is a predicted model, not a curated record. Gene Ontology annotation, molecular function: structural constituent of chitin-based larval cuticle.
CUUCGUGUCGUCGGUCACCGCGCGCAUGCAGCUAACUUCACGGAACAGCUGUUAAUCAAAAUAUGAUAAUCGCAUAAAUAUAUCAAUGUUGCUUUUUAUCCUUUCUUUCAAGAAAUUCAUGAUGAAAUAUGGAGACGAUGAGAAAGCGGCUCAUAACGCAUUAUAAUGCAAAACAAUUAGAUUGGCUCACAACUAAUACGAUUAUAUCACUGUUCCCUCGCUUGUAUUGCGUCUCAAUUUAAUGCCAAUUUUCCGGAUCAUCCAGCAAUCGCGGAACCGGUUUGCAAUGAAUGAAGUCUUCACAGCGAGCUAUUUGCUAAUGAUUGUGGCGAAAGUUCUGUAUUGAUGGAGAUAUCGAAAGUACGAUCCGAUCCGACUUCAGAGUUGCAUUCAUAUUCGACCACAUUACCAAGGCCCGCCACACUGGGACGGCUGCACCCCUCGGGGUACACGCGCUUAUAUGUGCGCCUGAUGUUUCCCAAAGGUCAACAAUGACGGCGAAAAGGAGCCGCUCGUAAAACUGAGAGCGACGUGCCUUACUUUAUUAUUAUGCAAUCGGCUCUUUACCCAGCGGCCUGAACUAUAUUUUCUUUUUGCAUGGCUAACCUCGCGGGAAGACUCCAGCUACCGAGAACUGAGAUGCCCAUUCACUCGCUUCUCCAACGAGAGAGGAGCAAUCGAGAGAAAGAUCGCGAGGAAAGUUUCAAAUGCCCGAUUACUAUCGACAGACCUGAGAUAUCUUACAUAUCGAUCAGCGACGCAAGAAGCAUCCAUCAUGUAUCAUGGAAAGUACAUAUCGAGAAAGAUGAUCGUGGGAAGAUUGCUAGCUGGUAAUAAAAUAAUGUCAGUCUACUUUGCGACGAUCCACGAGGAAGGUGAAGGAUUGUGAAAAUGAAGCGACGGAGGCAGGGACGAAGUUCGUUUAAUGACGGUGGAAAGCGUCGCUGCGACGAAAAUUAAUGGAAGUUAACGGAGCAUCCCAAUUAUGCGCCUCGCGAAAACGGCGCGUCGAGACGUCGAGUCGCAGUGUUGCAACGGUGUCUCAUGCGUUUUCCAUUAAUUCGCAACGCGAUCUCGGCAAGCGCAAAUUGGUAGGUACGUAAUUAAGUUUAGCGUUUCAUAUGUGUGAAGAAAUUGACUCUUGUCAGACGUUCAUACGCAUCUCCCCUAAAUUAUUAGCAAGCAUUCGUGUCAGUGAUGUUGAAUGAAAAGUGCUUAAAGUUGGCAAUUAAAACAUUGUAAAGUGCAAAGUUGCUAAGUCUGCCAAGUUCAAGUCUUGCAUUUUUAUAAACAUCUAUACGCUUAAUGAACAUAAAUAUCAAGCACAUAUUAACGUUAAAAUUGGAACAAUUAUUUUAAAUGAUUGAACGACGAGAUAAAAUAAACCUUUUUUCAAAUUUAUACCUUUUUAUUUGUACAGCAAACUGCAAUUAGCGAGCUCUCACUCUUAAUUUGACGUAAUCUAAAUUCGUGCCGGUCUGGAACGCAGUAAAACACGAACGACGACCGCUUUUUAACCCCGCGCGAAGCGUUGAAAUCUUCGUCCCUUCUACCUUUUUUUGCCAUGUCGCCGAGUUGCGUCAAUACCCGUAACGCGUAAUAGAAAAUCGCCGGAGAGACCGCAGUGAUUUUUUUUUUCUUUAUCGACCUCCACGAUAUGGACUUCUAUUCUUUCGAAACGGUACAAUCGUGUGCACACGAGGUCGUGAGGAAGAGAGCGAGCGGAGAUAGAGCAUAUGCUCCCGGUUCUGCACAAUCUCUUAUAUAUCUCGAUACCUCGGGAAUACUUCCGCGAUACGCUGUCGAAAUCCUACAGUUCGCGCCUUCGGCUGGCUCCGCACAUUGCAAUAAUUGGACGAACCAGGUACAAAGCUGUGCGCUGCAAAACAUGACGUUUCAACGGUAGAAGUAUCAAAUAAUUUUGCACGAACAUGUCAUAACAUGUUUUUUUUCCUAUAGAAAAAAAUUCUGCAUUCAAGAAGCAACCGAAGGCUAUGCAUAAUCUCCGAAGGACGAAGCCUCUAUUUUGACGUAGUUAAUAAGAUCUGAAGGACGCUGAAAUCUUGAGGAUUAAUCGUGAAGAACUACGUCCAAUCGAUCCUUUCAAUUAUUUCCUGACGCCGCGCCGUUUGGCGAACGUACGAAAUUCAAUACACUUCGAGAGAUUCAUGUCAGACUAGUUCCGAGAAAGAUUUCUUGCCAAUAUAAAUCUGCCUGCGGGCAUAACAUGAGCAGUAAAACAGAUAAAUGCACGGAUUACGUGCCAAAGGGAUAGGAUCUACUCAAGGAUUAUUAGUAACUGUAUACAACUGUUUCCCUUAAAGAACAGGGCUACGAUUUCUUAAUAUGAAUCCGAAGUUCGACCGCUCUAUCUCCCUGGGAAUCUAGACGAGAGCAUGUAUGUUAUUUUUCUCUCCAUUACGAGGCAAACGGGAUGCCUAUUCGGAUGCGAUCGUCGCUUCGUCUACGGCGAAACGUGAGUACGGUGACCCAAGGUGGAUCGUUAACCGGCGAGUUACGUGCCGAUCGGUAAUACCUUGACGAUUUCAAAUGCGCUUCGGUUUACGGCAGUUCCAUUUUAUGGAACUGUUUACGGCACUGAAGCCACGUUGAAAUCGCGCAAUUAUAUGGAUGCGUAAUAUUCUCGCGAUCGCGGAUGCGAGCUUCGAACCUAUAGUCGCGGGUUAGUCUUAUAAUUCCUCUUACGUAAUCUUCAAAUCUUCGGCUAACCGGAUCUGAUUCUCUCGGCUAUAUAAUUAUCCGAAUAUCCAAAGAUGGUCUAAAUAAAAACGCGAGGUUCUGACGAUAUAAUAGCUCUCAUUAAUAACUCUUGCUGUAACCAGCGAGGAAGAUAAACUUUACGUCACACAUGGGCACGUUUGAGAGCCGCGUUCCGCGCGGGAGAUCAUCCCGAGUUGCCCAGGCACCUAGUUCCCGACCUAGCGCACACGUGAACGCGAUCAUCAUACGUGCCACGCACGUAUCGGCCGAUGCGCUCCGGAGAUGCUCUCAACGCACGAUUGCGCAAUGCUCGAUUGCGGAGCGCGCGUUCCUCUCCGUAAACUGCGGCGGCGUCUCCGAUGACGCCGACGAUAAUGACGACGCCGCGACCCCGCAGGUAUAAUUCCCGCGUUGAAAGAGCCGAUAUAAUUACAAGGGAGAAGCGUGCGGCGAAUGCAUACCAGUCGCAUCAUCGACUCGGCUCUGCUUUUCCACGCUUUCUCACUGCUUCCCUUCUCAUCCUCAAAAUGAACCAAAUAAAAUUUGUUCUUUUAAUUUGAAAAACUUGAUAAAAUUUUGACGACCACAGGCUACGAUAUCUAUUUUACGUCAAAUAUUGAAUUGUUUUAAAUAGUGUCGUUUAAUUAAUAAUCUCUAUAAUAAAAGCAAAAUUAUAUUUUAAGUAGCCAAUGGUUGCAGCAUUGUUUGACUUGCUUUUCUCUUACAGCUCAUCGCCUCGACUCUAUCGCUUCGCUUUCAUACCGAUCCCAUUGGCCGACCUUCAGAUCUAUUCGGAGAUGCCUGUCGAUCUGUAUCAACCUGGCAUUGCGCAACCACCCCUCAUCCUAGUCUCGACAGAGGCCUCCUUCGCUGGCCUCUCUGUCGCCCCCUCCGAUAGCUCUUCCACUGUGCGCAUCUUCAUUCGGCAGCUCUAAAAGAUCUCUUUUUCUCUCUUCCUCUGCUCUUAGCACUUUUCAUCAACGAGGAUUCGUUGGCGAAUCUUCGAGGAACACAUCACCGGAUUAUCUCUAGCCGUGGUGCCAUCCGCGGUUGCUCAUUGGCGGGUGGGAGGAAGACGAUCUUCGCACGGGACCGGUAUAUAAGCAUGUUGGAUUCGACCUGGAUACGUACAGACAAUUAUCAUCGGUUUGACGAUACACGAUACACGAUUUAAACAGUGCGGCGCAGUAACAUUGCUAGGAUUUACUUUACGAAUAUACGCGCAACCAGUGAGAUGAGACCGCUCGCCAUUGCGCUGCUGGCCAUUAUUGGUACCUGCUAUGCCGCAAGAUUAGACACUACUUAUCUUCCACCUGGUAGUGCCGGAAGUGCGGGUGGCGCAGGAUUGAUUCAUCCUCCAUCUCCAGGACACGGUCGAGGUGGACCCAUUAAGUAUAGUGGUCCAGUUGGUUUUGGUGGCCCAGAUGUUUCUGGUGGUCCAAGUAGUUUUGGUGGUCCUAGUGGCCAUAGUGGACCAGGCGGAUUUGGCCCUGGAAGUGGUGGCAGCGCUUAUGCAGGCGGCGGGUUGGGUGGUGGUGGACACGGUGGUCAAGAAAUACCCAUCAUUUCUUAUAGCAACGAGAAUACCGGUGAUGGAAAUUAUCAAUACAGUUAUGAAACCGGAAACGGUAUUUCUGUGCAAGAAACCGGUCAUCAGCAAGGAGAAUCCGAAUCGGUGAGCGGAUCCUUUUCUUAUACUGGGCCCGAUGGCAUGCAAUAUUCAAUCACAUAUACGGCAGACGAGUACGGGUUUCAUCCUCAAGGCGCUCACUUGCCGACACCGCCUCCGAUACCACCAGAAAUUCAACGAGGCGUUGAAUUGGCGCUCGCUGCCGAAGCUAGGGGAGAGAAUCAGGACGGUGGCGGUGGAGAAUAUUCGCGUGGAGGAGGUAGCGGAUAUCCUAGCGGAGGAGGUGGUCAUGGAGGCAGUGUGUAUCAGGGACCAAACUCGUACCAAACAAGUUCAAGCGGUGGCUACCAAUACUAGGCAGUGGAUUAGCGAGGAUUAUUAUGUGCAUUAUACGCAGGCAUGCAUACAAUUUCUCGUGUAUCCAUUUUAUGUAUAUAACGAUAUAUCAUUUGUGCAAUUUUUAUAUUUAUAUAAAGUGACAUGACUUUUA